This is a messenger RNA of Peronospora matthiolae, 678 nucleotides long. Lineage: Eukaryota; Oomycota; Peronosporomycetes; Peronosporales; Peronosporaceae. The record is from the annotation of a GenBank genome assembly.
AUGCGGUGCGCGAACAAGGCAGCUGAGAGCGCGUCUGCAAGUAUCGGUGCGGACGCCGAAGCAGAAACCACAGCAACCGAUGUGUCAUCGGUUGCUAAAGCGUCUCAGCCUGUGUCACCUGGUGAUGCAGGCGCUCGUCAUGAAGACACUCAUGUCUUCACAGAGUAUGAGCUCGGUGUCUCAUACUCUCCUGAUACGGAAGAGGGAUUUGUAUCGAAGGCGGUUGAAACCAAGCCGCCUGCCAAGCGUGGCAUGGAUGAUGCUACUCGUCGUAGGAUCUUUGGUUCGUCUGACGAAUUAAGUGAACCAUCGCCGAAGCGAAGGCGCUCGAGAUCGCAAGACUCGGGCGCUCACAGUGGUGUCGUUUCUUCUAUUGACACCACUUCGCAGCGAGGUACCAGUACUUCUGUUGGCACGUCGCAGGAAGAGCGAGUCCGCAGCGUGUUGCGUCUCGCUCCCGAAAAGAAGGCAUGGCUGCCUCCAAAGUCAGUCAUGGAUCGCUCGUCGGCGACGACAAGUGAUCGCUAUCGAACACGAUUAUUCGAUUCGUCUAGGAUCCAUCACCUUGACCCCAGUGCGAAAGCCUAUCACACGGAACAUGAAUUCUUCAUCGAUGCUUUCUUUAAACAUCUAUGGUACAGUGGGAAUCACAAACGUGAUGGACCCUCACUGCUUUAA